AUGGUUGCCUCAACAGAUUCUUUCCCAGCUUCAAACCAGUCGGACGUUACUGCGGAUGACAUCGUCAUCGCCGAUAGAUUCGAAGCCAUGGUGUUCGACAACUGUAGCGAAGAGGACAUUUUGGCCGAGACCAUGUUUACUGAGGUUCGAGUUGCAGGAAUUAUUAUGUUGACGAUUGCCACAAUAUUAACAGUGUUGAUGGUAGUACUAUAUUUAGAGGCAAUACGAUUUAUGCAGGAAAAUAUACCAGCGCAUAGACGCCGGACACGACUGACAUGGCUGCUUGGCGCCUAUCCGGUUUCUUCUGUUCUGUCUUUGAUUGGACUGUAUAUACCCGGUACCUCUACGAUACUGAAUUUGUCCAUAUCUUUGUACUUAGCCAUCGCGUAUUACCAGUUCUGUCUUCUGAUAGCGGACUACUAUGGCGGCUACCAUACCAUGGUGGCCAAACUCAAGCACGCUAACAUAUCGUUAGCAGCACCGCCUCUAUGUUGCUGUUGUCGUUGUCUUCCCAGCUAUCGAGCUACCGAGUACCCAUUAACUUUAUCUACACUGCCAUCUACUGUUUCACAACAGUUUCCACUUUGUGUUCGCUCUAUGGUUUGA
Molecule: messenger RNA, 606 nt
Organism: Saccoglossus kowalevskii
Lineage: Eukaryota; Metazoa; Hemichordata; Enteropneusta; Harrimaniidae
Product: organic solute transporter subunit alpha-like
Source: RefSeq, a predicted model, not a curated record